AGAGCGAGCUUUGGUAUGGUGUAGAUCGAGGGCUCUCAGUCCGAGAUAUACAACGGUUACGUUUACGUCGUUAUACAACGCGAGUCAAAAUUAUUUCGCAUAUAAAAAAUAAAAAAAAACUCAAUUGAAGUGUCCUCACAUAAAAAAUCUUUUUUGGAUAAUCGUGUCAUUAUUUUGGAUUAUGUUGAUUGUGAUCUUGUGGUUUAAAUUUCCAAGUGAUUAUUGUUAUUUUUAGUGAGUGUUUCUAUUUGAAGGAUUAUUAUCUCUGUGUUAUCUUUUUAAAUUGGAUUUUCAUUUUGCAUGAAAUAAGGUACUCAGGAACAUUCCCAGUUAUACAGUCACCUGGAGAGGAGCGAAGAGCAGGAAGAACGUUUCGAUAACCAAGUUAUCGUCUUCAGAGACUGAAGAUCGUUGGAUAUCAGAUGCAGAAGACUAGCAAGUUACUCCAUGAGAAGCUGUGCAAUACGAUGAUACAAAAUUAGAAACCUGAUCAGGGAUUAACCAAGACAAUCAAAAAUGACGUCAACACACAAAUUUCUACUCCUCCUUCUGCGGAUAUCUACUUAUCACUUAUUAGGUUUGGCGGAACAAAUCGUUGAACAAAAAUUCGCCAUGGAACCUCAAGACCAAACUGCUGUAGUCGGAUCUAAAGUAACGUUGCCAUGUAGAGUUAUAGGAAAAAGUGGAAUUUUACAAUGGACAAAAGACGAUUUCGGUUUGGGAAUGCAUAGAAAUCUUAGUGGUUUUGAUAGAUAUUCAAUGGUUGGAAGUGACGAAGAGGGUGAUUACUCACUUGAGAUAUCACCAGUGAUGUUAGAUGACGAUGCGAAAUACGAAUGUCAAGUAUCCACUGGAGCCCAAGGUCAAAUGGGAAUCAGAUCUCAUUUUGCUAAGUUGACGGUAUUAGUUCCACCAGAUCCUCCGAAAAUAAUUCAAGGUGAUUAUCUUGUUACCACGGAAGAUAGAGAAAUUGAAUUGGAAUGUAUCAGUCACGGCGGCAAGCCUGCGGCUGAAAUUACGUGGAUUGAUGGCUUAGGAAACGUUAUGUCUGAUGGCAUAGAAAAUAUAGUAGAAAAGCUCUCAGACGGCAAAAGAUUUACUGCGAAAUCAAUAUUGAAAUUAACACCAAGAAAAGUUCAUCAUAAUACCACUUUUACUUGUCAAGCACAGAACACCGCCGAAAGGACGCAUAGAUCGGCGAAAUUGAAAUUAGAGGUUAAAUAUGCUCCAAAAGUUUCGGUGUCUGUUCUUUCGGGAUUGGGUUCCAACGGACGUAUACCAGAAGGAUCGGAAGUUAGAUUGGGUUGUAAAGCUGAUGCUAAUCCAUCCGACGUUACUUAUAGAUGGUUCUUAAACGACGAACCAGUUCUGGGUGAUUUCAAUACAGAAAUGAUUCUUCAUAAUGUCACUAGAAAACACCACGACGCUAUAGUGAAAUGCGAAGUUCAUAACGCAGUCGGAAAAAGCUCGGAAAGUCAAACCCUAGAUAUUAGCUAUGGUCCCCAGUUUCGUACUAGGCCGAAGUCGGUGCAAGCUGAUUUGGGCUCAAGUGUUACUUUAUCUUGUGACGUUGACGGUAAUCCUGUUCCUGAUAUUUCUUGGUUUCACGAAGAUCAGCAUAAAAUUGUUAGUACCAGUCCAAAUUUGACGUUGCGGAUAGAUCAAACCACCGCGGGAAGAUACUAUUGCAAAGGGAAAGUACCGGGAUUUUUAGAAAUUGGCGCUGAAGCAACCGUUUAUCUAAAAGGUCCUCCAUCUAUAAUAAGCCACAAAACCCAAUUCGGAAUCGAGGGAGAUAACGUUAGAGUGGAAUGCACGGCUUUUUCAAUUCCGGCACCAGAGAGAGUUGUAUGGACGUUCAAUGGACGUGAAGUGGAUAUCAACGAUCAAGACUAUUCGAUACUAGAAGAUCCUCUACCGGAGGGUAUCAAAUCGACGCUUAUCAUUCGAGAAUCACAGGAGAAACAUUUUGGGAUGUACAAUUGCAGUGUUUCUAACCCGUACGGAAGCGACGUUGUCGAAAUUAGUCUAAUGCCCCAAAAGAGUUUUCCAAUGUUGAUUAUCAUCAUUGGAGUUGCUGGAGCCAUCAUCGUCAUAAUAAUAAUCAUAAUGAUUAUAUUCCUUUGUCAAAGGCAGAACAAUAAGAAACAAUCCCCAGAAAGAGACGUGAAUACGAUGGAGAAACAAUGUAAGGAAUCAGAUAGAAGUUCAAAUAUUUCUGAUCUGAAAUUAGACUUGAGGACGGGAUCUUCUAACAGUAAUGUUCAUUGCGAUAUGGAUUAUAUACCGGGCGCGGAAUCGGAAACUGGUAGUGAAUCGGUUAUAACUAGAAUUGGUGUACCUUUAGCCGGACCUGUUAACGUUCCCGGACAGGAUAUGUACAGAUAUUCAGCCGAUUAUACAGAACCGAGUUUUCCACCAAAGGAUGGUCAAAAUAACAACGGUUAUGUACCGUACGUGGAUUAUUCAAGAGAUUAUAAUCCGCCUAUAAUGCAACCUCCUAUUACGUCUUCUGUCGAUCCAACCAGAGAGACUCUUCAAUCAACUCGUCUUCAAUUAAACUCCCUCCAAAAUCACCAGCUUCCCGUUUUAGGAUCUGGUUUACCAUUGAACGAUUUAUCUGAUCUUCAUUUAUCGCAUCAGGGAAUACCUAAUGGAGGUUUACCUUCCAUAGAUCCACGAUUCAGUGCGACGUACGGUAAUCCCUAUUUGAGAAAUCCGAGCGUCGGUCUUCCGACGCCGAAUACGGCGAAUCCUUCGGCGACGCCGGCGCCUCCGCCAUAUUCCAGAGAUAAUUCCAGACUAAUUAGUUCUAGUGCCAUGAUAACUGCUAGUGCCAACGUGGUAAAUACCGUAGUGGCCAACGGGGCGAACGGGUCGUUGCCGCAAGUAACUCGAUUACCGAACUCUCCUACGAGUCAAUAUAUAGUUCCAAAUUCGAAUAUGGCCACGCUCAAAAGAGGAACAAUGGCCACUCACGUGUAGUGUAGUACUUUUCUCCGGAAAUGUGUUGUAGGCGAAGAAAUUUAUCAAAAAAAACAUUGAAUGGGGAAAGUAAACACUGAAAUCGUUUCAUAUUUCGACGUUUCUUUCAUAUUUUGUAAAAACCAAUCAAAUAUACCAUCAAUAUAUACUGAAAUAUACAGUGAGAUCGAUUCACAAUCGAUAUCUUCGUAGUAGAAACUUCUUGUUAUGUUUCGUAUGUACUUGACAUUUCAUAUUUUUUUGCUCAAUAAACGUUUAUUUUCGGCAUCUACUUGUAUAAAUGGAAACUAGUAACUUAACCCCAGCUCUAACGAUCAAAAGUUUAUCUAAAUGGUGUUAUUAUCAGGGAUAUGUAUACAUACAUAACCUCAAAUACGUCAACCCUUCGAAACUUUCGAAUUUACUAAUUACUAUUUCAGCAAAAGUUGCAUUUCUAUGAGGAAAACAGAAACUUAACCUCACUUUUAAUGAUCAAAAGUAUGUUCUCAAUCAGGGAUAUCGGUUUAUAUAACCUCAAAUAUGUUUGCAACUCUUCUAAACAUUUCGAAAUUAUUCAAAUAUUGUAUUUUAUCGAAUAUAUUCGACGUUUCCUUUUUUUGGAAAUAUUUUCAUUCACAAGCGUUCAUCUUCAACAGCAGCAUGUCUGUAACGAAACUGAACCUCAUUAUUAACGAUCAACGGUAUGUUGCAUUUCUGUAAAGAAAACAGAAAAAUAACCUCCCUUUUUACAAUCAACGGUAUGUUUUAAGUGAGCGACAUAAUUUCCUAAGCCCUUCGAAACUUUCUAAAUUUUGUACUUUCUCAAAUAUACUCGACGUUUUGUGAUUUCUUUUAGAAUUAUUCGUUCUAAAUCGUUCAUUUUCAACAACAGCUGUAUCUCUAUAACUUAACCUCACUUUUAACGAUCAACAGAAUGUUCUUAGUAGCGUCAUAAUCAGGGAUAACUGUUUAAAUAACCUCAAAUAUGUUCACAACUUUUCGAGAUUAUUCCAAUAUUGUAUUUUCUCGAAUAUAUUCGACGUUUCGUUUUUUCUUUGGUUUUUUUCAUUCAAGAAGCGUUCAUCUUCAACAGCAGCAUGACUGUAACGAAACUUAACCUCACUUUUAAACGUCGUCAUAAUCAUGGAUGUGUCUAAAUAUAACUUCAAAUAUCUUCAAAACUUUCUAAAGUUAGUGAUAUUUUCGGUUUAUCUUUCACAAAUCGUUCGUUGUAAUCUGUUCACGAUCGCACUGUAUAUGAAAUAUAAUUUCCGAUUAAUGUUAAAGCUUAACGAUCAGUGAUUACUUUUGCGUUCAUAUUUUUAAUUAAAAAAAAAUAGAGUUUUCGGGGUGAUGUUAAAAUAUAAGUGAAUUUAUAAAAAGACUGAAUAUUAAUAAAUUUCUCUUUAGAAAAUAAUAAAUUAAAAAGAAAAACUGUUCAUAUUUGGAUUAAUACCCAAACGGAACGCAACUUUACUAGACAAUUAAAUUAAUUGAAACAAAUGGUCGAUUAAAACUUAAUCAGAAAAGUAAAACAAAAUUGCUUUGUGAAAUUUGAUGGAGUUUACACGCUGUUUUUCUUAUUUUUCAAUCUACAUAAAAAAUGUGACAACACUGUUGAAACUUUCAAUAGCUUUUGAUGAAUAAUUAUCGUUCCCUGUGGUAAUUCUAAGAAUAAAACAAUUUUUUGUUGUGUGUCAUCUGCUAGUGAUUUUUUUGCUCUGUUUUAUAAGUCUAUGAAUAAAACAGAUUUUUUUAUUUUAUGUCAUCUGUCAUUGGAGAUUUUUCGUUCUGUUAGUUAUAAUCAUUGAUAACUAAUUAUUGUGAUUGAUGCUAGACAAAGUGUUGACUCCAUCAAAUGAUAGGAAUGCAUAUUUUUCAUUAUUUAGGGAGUAAUUUUUAAUUUAAAUUGCUUGAAAUAUUAUGCAUUCUUAGACAAAACAAUUACCAAUCAUGUACAUAUCAAAAUUAGUCUUUUUAGACUGGUUUUAUAUCGAAGGUCAAUUCUUUAUUCAAGAUUUCAAAGAUUUCAUCAAUCUAGUAGUGUCUUGGAACUAGAUAUAUUUUUGUGAAACUUCCAAAACCAUUUGGUCUCAAACUAACUUUUCAACUUUAUGAUUAUUUAAUGAAAUUCAAGUAGGUAAUGGGAAAUUUUUGAAAAAAAUUAGCACAAUCCAUUCUAUUUGAUACUUGCUCAGAAAUAUAAAACUGAUCAUUCUCCGUCCAACUUUCUGAAAAUAUAGGCUAUGUUAAUAUCUGAUUUCCUAUCAGAGAAAUUGAAGAUUUAAAAUAUGCGAGUGAAAGAAGAAGAAAUGUAAUCAGAGACAAAUUCUUCUUCUCGUCUUUGUGUUUUUCGUUAUUUUUGCUUGUGAAAAAGAAGAAAUCCACAAAUCUGUCAGGCAAAAGCAUUUACAAGGUCAAAUUGAAUGUCAUUAUAUGUGUUUGGUAUAGAGCGCGCCCGUAUUCUUUAGAUUUUGGAGCAUUUGUGUUUAUGCACGCUCGACACGCAAGUGAUUUAUUCGAUUAGGACUUUCUAAGAUGUGGAAAACUAUAAGUAAUUUUCCAAAUUUACAAUAAUGAUCAUAGAAAAGGUGAUAAAUCUGCGAAAGUGGAAAAAACACGUUUUCAUGCAGUUGAUGGACAAGUACAAAAUACAAACUUGGGGAAAAUAAAAAAUGUUUUCGUUUGAUUGUGUUACAGGCCAUAAUUGAAGCUUAUACACUUUCUGAGAAAUUAACAGCUUUCUUAAACAAUCUAUUCAGUGAAAUACUGUUUCAAUGUCGAAUUGAAUGGAUUGUGUUUAAUAAUAAAAUGUUCACCAUUUUUGAAAAGAAUGUUAGACAAAAAAGUUGCAAGUAUUCUUAAAAAAAUUCACAUUUUCAAUAAUUUUUUCAGUCCUCUCUUCAAUAACCAUAUUACCAACGAAUUUUGAACGUUUUACUUUUAUAAAUUAUACAGGAUGUUUUUAAAUUUAUUAAAAAAUAUCAGAAGAAUUAUUUCUUAUUGACACUUAUUUAUGAAAAUAUAGUACGUAGGAAAGGAAUUCAAAGCCUAAUUCAUAGGUAAUUACCAUGGAAACCAUAUAUGUAAUAUUCCUAUAUGAACAGUUGGUAUGGGUAUAAAAAACUUUAUUGUUACAAAAAACACAAUUUACAAUUUUUUAAGCGAAUGAACUUAAUUAAUUUCACGAUUGAAUUAACAAAAUUCAUUGAAUGAAUUAGAUUCAUUAUUUUGAUGUUUAUAAUAUUCAUAUUUAUACUAAAAAAAUGCUGACCGUUGUUUAUGUAAUUUGAUCUUUAUGCGUUUUACUUUUUAGAACGUUCUGGAUUUUUUUCACAUAACUAGAGUUGUAAUUUCGUCCCUAUAUAACUUCAGCGAAAUAUUGAAAAAAAAUAUCAAAUAUACGCAAAUCACAAAAUUUUUACUCACAAAAAUCCGUAAAAAAAAUAUUUACCACCAACUUGAAUUAUUGGCGAUAAAACUUUCAGUAGAUUGGGGUUAAUGGUUAUACUAUAUCUAAAAGCUUGAAUUUAGAAACACCCUGUAUACUGAUAUGUUCAUCUUUUAGUUAUUAAUAUUCGUUUUUUUUCAAAUUGUUAUCCUAACAAUAUAAUCCGAAGUGUUUUUCUGUUAUAAAUUUGAAAUAUAUAUAUAUAUAUUUAUAAAUACCAAAGAUAUUUUUUGUAUAGUAAAUUCUAAUAAAUGUAUAUUUUUGAAAAGUCGAUUCAACGAUAAAUCACAUCAUAGGAGAAGACGUUGGCCUACAUUGUAACAUUUAUUUUAAUUAUUUUAAGUGCAAUUUCGUAUUUUUUGUACUUAAAAAUCAUAUUUAAUAACAAUGUCUUAUCACAGAGAAUUUUAACAGAUUAAAAUUUUUCUUUAUUGAUAGAAUAUCACGCGUUAUCCAUUUUAAACCGAGUCCAUUAAAUUUUUUCUUCAUUUUCAUGCAAAUAGUUCAGAAAACGUGAUGGUCAUUAAAACAACACGAAAGGCUAAUAGAAUGUACUCGUGCUCAUGAGUGUUUAUAUAACAGACAGUAAGCUGGAUACAAGAAAACUUAAAUUUGACAGAUUAUAGGGAAUCAUUUUCCCAUUGGAAAAUUCCAUGACAAGAACUGGUGAUUAACUUCCUGAUCUAAUCGACAAUCAAGUUUUUUUAUUGAAUGUUAAGUCAGUGCUCAAUAAAGAAAAGAUCAUAUAAACCCCGUUUCAUUCAUCUAUGUUCAAAAAUUCGUCUAGAUCUAUUUAGUUCCUUUUAAAAUAUUUUAUAGCCACCCGCCAACGCCGUGUCAAAUUUCGUUUUGUAUAUAUUUCUUUACACAUUUGAUACAGUAAAAUAAAUAUAUAACUUGUUAUAAAUAAUUCCAAAUCGUUGAUUCGUGUUCAAAUUUCAUUAUAUACAUGCACCUUUAAGGUUAUGUUUACUAGCGAACCAGCGUCAUAUUCGUGUUCAUUCUAUACAUCGCUCAACUAACUAAUUUUGGGAAAAAAUUUAAUUUGUUAUUAACAUUUUAGUUUUUUCAUAUAACCUAAAAAUACUGAAGCAAUCUCAACGCACUCAUUUACACAUAAACUCAAAUAAUUUUUCACAUUAUUUGAAGUCAUUUAAGAAGCCUGCGUGUUUUAGUAAAAAACUUUCAUGUUUAUUAGAGAAACUAUGAUAUUAAAAUAGUUUUUUUAUUUGCAUAUUAGCAAAUGCUAUUUCAAGAUCUAAAUAUUUAAAAAAUAUAAUUUGGUUUAUUUGUUAAGCUAGAAUGAAAUUGUAAAAUAGCAGAAAUUAAAUAUACAGAUAGUAUUUUCGUCAGGUAACGAGUAAUUUAGUCGAGUAGUUAAUAUUCUAUAAUCGUUUUUGUUCACACGAAAUUGAAUAAAACCAUAAUGCCUUCAAAUACUCACUAACAAACUUAAACUCAAAAACAUUUUGGUAUUUGUUUUCUAAACUGAUGCACUCCACUGAGCAUAAUGUGUUCAAACUUUAGUGGCAGUUUAGUUAUUAGCUUGGAGGGGGGCUGUAGUCAAAAAUACUGGAUAUUAGCUCUGUACUCAUGAAAGAUUCGAUAGAUACUUUAAGAAGAUACUACCGAAAUAUUUGCCGUUUUGAAAAUAACGUCAUCAUUUUUUUGCGUUUCAUUUCUAUAAAUAUUAACAAUAAUUUGUUUGUGCUCGUCCUUCUUAUGCGGCUCGCCCCGCUUUUGCGGCUUUUUAUUUGUAGUAUUUCAUGCUACAACUGAUUUGGACCAAUAAUGAUGCUGCGUUUCGCCCGGGUUGUUCACGUGCUGAUCACACCCUGAUCAUCGUUUUAGUUAACUAUUUUUUUUUUCGAUAAAUAGACUUUAGCCGUUUCUGAACUAGGCUUUAGUGACGUGACAUCGUACAGACACCAUAACACUUGACGUUAUAGUUUGCACACUUAAUCCUAUUUCAUACGCAAUUUCCACUUGAUAAUACAUAACCUCAAACAGAAAUACACACAAACAGAGUAGCUAGGAAUAAAAUAAAAACUAGUUUAUAUUUUAAUUUAUAAUUAAAAACAAAGAGAAAUUAAUAUUAUCACAUUUUGUUUUUUUCUAUAACGAAUUUAUGCACAUACGUAGAAUUGUCAAGUCUUCUUGAAUGACGUUGAUGUUUGUAAAAAGUUUUUGAGGUUAUGUGUUAAGAAAUGUAUAAAAUAGGAGUGUUUCGUUUUGCAAAAAAUUAUGCCAUGUAUUCUAAGAGACGUUGAUAAGACUUAUUCGAUAAAUUUGUAAUAUUCUCUGUUUUAAACAUUGUCCCAUAUUCGUUUUUUGCUCAGUAAUUGUAGAUUAUCAUUUAUGUAUAAUUGUAUAUCUAUAAUUUGUGUUAAAUGUAUAUUUUUUGUAAGAUAUUACGAUAAUUUCAUAACAAGAAUAGUUUUUUAUUUACUAACUUUUUGUUAUAACGAAUCGACCGAAUGAAACUUAUCAGAUUUUCUUAUUUUAUUCGUUCGAUUUAUUUCCAAGUGAAUUAAAUAUAGUAUUGUUUAGCUCAAAACUAUGUAAAUAUAUAUAUCUGCGGAAAAGUUUUCUAUUCUAAUAGAAAAUCAUGUUACUAUUAUGUAAAAAGUUUUUUAAAUCUUGACAAAUAGCAAUAUUUAUAAAAUUUGUGAUUGUAAAAUAAACAUGCCUAUUACAAUU
Diorhabda carinulata is the source of this 9115-nucleotide messenger RNA. Its product is annotated as irregular chiasm C-roughest protein-like. The coding region runs from base 517 to 2985 and encodes 822 amino acids. The record is from RefSeq and is a predicted model, not a curated record. Gene Ontology annotation, cellular component: cell-cell junction. Lineage: Eukaryota; Metazoa; Arthropoda; Insecta; Coleoptera; Chrysomelidae. Gene Ontology annotation, molecular function: cell adhesion molecule binding. The transcript is spliced from 15 exons. Gene Ontology annotation, biological process: cell-cell adhesion.